Mytilus californianus (California mussel) is the source of this 848-nucleotide messenger RNA. RefSeq lists its product as uncharacterized. The record is from RefSeq and is a predicted model, not a curated record. NCBI's taxonomy places the organism in Eukaryota, Metazoa, Mollusca, Bivalvia, Mytilida, Mytilidae. The transcript has 8 exons. The coding region runs from base 60 to 668 and encodes 202 amino acids.
UAGACAUUCCCUAUUGUUCUGUGUGCUUUACCUUUAGUUUUAAUCAAGUUGUUGUUAACAUGAUCAUAAAGACGAUGAGUUUUUCUUCAAUAUUUGUUGUGUUGUUAUUUCCUUUACUGUUUGUUUUAGUUGAUUCACUAUGCAACUUUCCAUGCUCUGUCCGAGAGAGACAAACAUAUACCAGCCAAUAUGGGACAUUUAAAUUUUGCCGCUAUAAUUCCUCAUAUCUUAUCAGAGGUCGUGGAAAUAACAAGGAAAAACAGGAAUGUUACAGCAGAAGCGGACCAUUCACUGUUCUAAGUCGAAAUGGCAACCAGUACCAAUGUGUGAAGGAGGUAUCACUUUCAGGAAAGAUCACGUGGGUUUACGAGAGCAAAUUUAAAAAAUACAAAUAUCCUCCCACCAUCUGUUCCAUUUGUUCGCCAAAGCUCAUGAGACCAGUAGUUUAUGUAGUUAAAGGAGUAUCACUGGAAUUAGCGAAAUGUUUGAAGCCACCACCAAUGGGCUGUAAUAGACCAAUGAAUUGUCCUAUUACUGAUCGCAGAGACGUUCCAUGUAGUGGUUGCGAGAAGUACGAUGAUGGUCAGUGUUGUAGUGUACCACUACCACCACCAGUGCAAACAUGGGCGUACGCCCAUGCAAGUGCUGGGUCCUUUGGAUUCAAAUAAGAAGUAUUGUUCGUAGUGUUUGAACAUGUUGAAGAAUGGAAGAAAUAUAUCACACAUUGUAUAUAUACAAUAUGUUUCCUUUAUGUAAGAAAUGAUACAGUGAUGGCGUAUACUUUUUCCGAUUAGAAGUUCAAAAUAUAAUCUUUUAAUUAAAAAUGGUGUCAGAGAAGUAAUACAAUU